AGCGGGAAGGCUCGCAAGUGUACGACGCCCAACGGCUAACGUCCACCCCAAUCCAAUUAGCCAGACCACCUCUGCUCUGCGCUGCGGGCGCCUCGGAUGGAAGCACUAGCUAUCGGAUCCGCGCCUCCCCGGCCGGGCCUCGCUGCCCUCGCAAGGUACUCCCACCUCCGCCGCCCCGGAACCGUCACCGGUACUCUAGUCACAGCUGCGCGCCGCCCCGUCACGGCGGCCUCCAUGGACGCCGCCGCCGGUGGCCGCCCGAGCCCCGCGCCUAUCCGCUGCACCAGCGCGGAGACGGACGCCGAGGUGGAGGUGGAUGAGGUCGCGACGAGCUCGCACGCCGCGGGGGCCACCACGGACACGGAGCAAGGGGGCAACGGGAGCCCCGUGGCGGGUGCCGCGGACUCCGCCGAGGUCGUCCCGGGCGUCGACGGGAUAAGGAUCCGGCGGCGGCCCGUCACGGGGCCCGCGGUGCACUACGUGGGCCCGUUCCAGUUCCGCCUCGAGAACGAGGGGAACACGCCGCGGAACAUCCUCGAGAAGAUCAUCUGGGACAAGGAUGUAGAGGUUUCGCAGAUGAAGGAGAGGAGGCCCCUGUACAUGCUGAAGGGCCCGCUUGAGGCUGCUCCCCCCGCUAGGGACUUUGUUGGGGCGCUCAAGGCGUCCUAUGAUCGAACUGGCUUGCCUGCUCUGAUCGCGGAGGUCAAGAAGGCUUCACCAAGCCGGGGUGUUAUCAGGGAGAAUUUUGAUCCGGUUCAGAUCGCUCAGGCAUACGAGAAAAACGGAGCAGCAUGCCUUAGUGUUCUUACAGACGAAAAAUACUUUCAGGGAAGUUUUAACAACUUGGAGGCUAUUCGCAAUGCUGGAGUCCAGUGCCCUCUUCUGUGCAAAGAGUUCAUUGUUGAUGCUUGGCAACUUUACUAUGCACGGUCCAAGGGUGCAGACGCUGUUCUUCUAAUUGCUGCUGUAUUACCUGACCGCGAUAUCAAAUAUAUGUUGAAAAUUUGCAAGAUACUUGGGAUGGCUGCUUUAGUUGAGGUCCAUGAUGAAAUGGAAAUGGACCGUGUUUUAGGGAUUGAUGGUGUACAGCUCAUCGGCAUCAAUAACCGUAAUCUUGAGACAUUUGAAGUUGAUAUUACAAACACAAAAAAGCUUCUGGAGGGUGAACGAGGACAAAUUAUAGCUCAAAAGGAUGUAAUUGUUGUAGGAGAAUCUGGGCUGUUCACUCCUGAUGAUAUUUCGUUUGUUCAAAAUGCUGGGGUCAAAGCGGUUCUCGUCGGGGAAUCCCUCAUCAAGCAGGAGGAUCCAGGGAAAGCAAUCGCUGGGCUUUUCGGCAAAGAUAUCUCGCACGCUGGUGCUACCUAAAGAGCAAAGGCGCAGAAGAGCAACCAGAAUAAGCGAGAAACGCAACUCCAGGUUGCAUCAUUUUGUGUAGGGGAGAAAAUGGAGCGGUGCAAAUCAGAAAUCCACCACCCUUCCGCAGAGUUUUGAUCGGUCGUUUUGUUUACCUGACCAGCAACUUCCCCAUGCUGCUGUUUCUUUGUGACCGAACCAUCUCAAAAUAAAUACAGAUUUUAGUGCACAAGAUAUGUUCAAUGAGUUGAAUGUAAAUUGCAAGCAGCUUGAUUUUUGCCUA
Molecule: messenger RNA, 1636 nt
Organism: Sorghum bicolor (sorghum)
Lineage: Eukaryota; Viridiplantae; Streptophyta; Magnoliopsida; Poales; Poaceae
Product: indole-3-glycerol phosphate synthase, chloroplastic
Exons: 10
Coding region: 97-1365 (422 amino acids)
Biological process (GO): L-tryptophan biosynthetic process
Molecular function (GO): phosphoribosylanthranilate isomerase activity; indole-3-glycerol-phosphate synthase activity
Source: RefSeq, a predicted model, not a curated record